Messenger RNA from Daphnia pulicaria, 2701 nucleotides. RefSeq names its product RUN and FYVE domain-containing protein 2-like. Gene Ontology annotation, molecular function: metal ion binding. The record is from RefSeq and is a predicted model, not a curated record. Lineage: Eukaryota; Metazoa; Arthropoda; Branchiopoda; Diplostraca; Daphniidae. Bases 192 to 2105 code for a protein of 637 amino acids. The transcript is spliced from 12 exons. Gene Ontology annotation, cellular component: cytoplasm.
UUCAGUUUAGUAAACAACAGGUUGUCUUGCUGUUUAGUAUUCGCGAUUGAAGGGAUUCAAGACUUAUUGGCUUGAGUCGAUUAGUUCAGUCGAGUUGCUAGCCAGCCUUCAGACUUUUGUGUGUAUUGGACAAUUGAAUAACUGUCAUUUCAUUGUGAUUUAACAUUAGUUUGGCCAACAAGUGGUGAAAAAUGAACAGCCCUCUGCAAAGUCCAACUGACGAGCAGAAAGGCAUCAGAUGGCCUGUUUUUCUCGUCGUAUCUUCCACUGAUGGAUCGUCCCUUCCAAGUGCCUACAAGAAGCCAUUUUCUAAACGCGACCCAGCUCAAGUAGAGAGAACCAACCUGGUCAACUUGUGUAAACUCAUCGUCAAAGAGUUGAUUGAUUCGUCGGUCCAGUAUGGGCGCAUGCUGGACUCGGAUUUCGUCCCCUUGCAACACUUUUUUAUCGUUUUAGAACAUGCUCUCCGUCAUGGUCUCCGACCUAAAAAGGGACUUCUUGGACCCAAAAAAGAGUUAUGGGACCUUUUACAAACUGUCGAAAAGUCAGCCAAUGAAGCCUGUGACAUUACAGCAAGUGUAAGGGACUUGCCAACAGUGAGAACAAGUUUAGGUCGAGCUAGAGCGUGGAUCCGCCUUGCUUUGAUGCAGAAAAAGCUUGCCGACUAUUUGAAAAUUUUGAUUGAUCAAAGGGAUAGUGUACUCCAUGAAUACUAUGAACCUGGGGCUCUUUUACUGUGCGAUGAAGCCGUCAUUGUCCUGGGUCUCCUCCUGGGUCUCAAUGUCGUCGAUUGCAAUUUAUGCUUAAAGGAAGAAGACCUUGAUAGUCAACAAGGAGUAAUUGACUUUUCGCUGUACUUGAGGACAGGUGGCAACAACUCUAUGAAUCCCACUACUGACACAGUAGACUCCUCCAGCAUGACAGCUGUGUUGGACCAGAAAAAUUACGUGGAAGAGCUCAAUAGACAUUUGUCGGCAACCAUCACUAAUUUGCAGACGCGAUUGGAUGGGACGACGACGAGUAAUACGCUCAUGAAAGAAGAACUUGCACUGACCAAGCAAGCUCUGACUAAAGCCCAAGAAGAAAAUACGCUCCUCAAGGAAUAUGUGCGGAAAGAAAGAAGUAAUUCCGGUUGUCAAGAAAUGGAGCCGGUCAAUUCCAAUUCAACCAACAAUCGCUCCAGCACCUACAUGGCGGCAGAGGACGCCAUUGCCGAGGUGAAACUCCAGUUGGCUGAAGAGAAGAACCACCGACUGGAUUUGGAAAAGGAACUGGAACUGCAGAUGAAUAUGCGAGCGGAAACGGAAGUGGCUCUCAAGUUGCUGGAGAAAGACAUCCACGAAAAACAGGACACCAUUAUCUCGCUCCGCAAACAAUUGGAGGACAUCAAAGUCAUCAACUUGGAAAUGUUUCGUAAACUCCAGGAUCAAGAAAAAACUGCCAAUAUCAAGAACGAGUUUAUCGCCAAAUUAGAAGCAGAAAACGGUGAAAAUAAGAAAAAUCUACGCAUUGCCCAAGAACAAGUCGAGGAGAUGAAGUUGACAGCCAAAAGAACAGAAGACAAUACUCGUCGUUCAAUGAAAGAGAACAUGGAAUUGCAGUCGCAAUGUCGAACAUUAGAAGAGGAUCUGCGCCUUGAAAAAGAAUGGCGAUCUUCACUCCAGGAUUCCGUCGUGUCCGAUCGCACGACUAUGGCAGAAUUAAAACAGAAACUCGAGGAAACUCAGGAAAUCCGAAUCGAUUACGCUGAUUUGGAAGGGAAACAUCAACGGCUGUUGAAACUCUGCACUGAUCAAGAAAAAGCUCUCGAAGAAGUUGGCGUUCGGUUGCGCGAUACCAAAUUGGAGGCGGAUAAUCUAAAAGAAGCGACAGUUUGGGUUUCUAGAGAUGCCCAAUGGGCUCCUGAUGAACUGGUGACCCACUGUGGACUGUGCGAGAAGGAAUUUAAUCUAGCUCGUCGCAAACACCACUGUCGUUCGUGUGGGGAAAUUUUCUGCGCAGCUUGCUCUGACCAACAGGCACAAUUGGCGUCUUCGGCCAAACCUGUCCGCGUUUGCGACACCUGCCACACUCGUCUACUCCAACGCUAUUCCGCCGCCUCUUAAGUGUGAACCCAUUUUGAUACUUUUUGUCAAAUGCUUGCUCUCAUUGGAUUUCGGGUGAGCAAGCCAUUUAUUUUAUCAUUCCUUCCAUUCGAUAAAUUCUAUUUCCUGAAAUUGUCUUCAAAUCUUUAAAAAAUAGUGUGCCUCCCAUAUUCUCGGGUGAAAUUCUGUUUUAUAUUUUCAGCGGUUAUAUGCGGUUAUAUAUUUUCAGAUUUUGUGGGUGUAUUGAAAGUCGUUAAAGAUUUGCAUGAAAUUCAAAAUACAUAAAAAAUAGGCUUGAAUUGAAUUGGUUAAUGAAGGUGAAUGGACCAAGGCCUGUAUGGGAGAAAAGCAAAUUGGAGAAUCGCUUUAGUUUUUAUUAGUAGGUUUUGAGAAAGGGAAAAACCUGGAAAAUAAUUUUUUUUUAGGAACAUUUUUAUUUCUUUAUUAAUUCUUUAUUAAUUUGUUUUGUUUUUUUGUCUUUUUGUUGGUUUUGCGGUGUAUCACAAAGCGCACGGUUCAUGCGAUAAAAAGUCGUUCCGGAUUGAACAAUUCUGAGCGUACAACAGUAUAGAAAGCACUCGGGUUGUUGCUGGGCUUCACGGAAAAAACUGAUCUAA